This is a messenger RNA of Aspergillus nidulans FGSC A4, 522 nucleotides long. RefSeq lists its product as uncharacterized. The record is from RefSeq and is a predicted model, not a curated record. The coding region runs from base 1 to 522 and encodes 173 amino acids. Lineage: Eukaryota; Fungi; Ascomycota; Eurotiomycetes; Eurotiales; Aspergillaceae. The transcript is spliced from 4 exons.
AUGUAUUCUAUCAUAGCACGAAACCUCUACUGGUCUGAAAUCUCUGCAGAUAUUCAGCGGUUUAUACGCAACAGCAACAACUUAGCUGGUUGCGAGGAUCUUAUGGCUCUUGGUGAUAGACUAAGAGAGGGCGUGAGAAUAGUUCCAUCCACUAAUAUCAACAAGAAUGAAGCUAGCCAGGGUUCCACAGCCAAAUAUCUAUGCAAUUCCCGCAUUUCAGUUGAACGAAUCGACGAAAGCACAGUCAUCCUUCUAACGGAUGAGUUCAGUGACACCUUAGAUCCCGAUGCUGAUGACCAGCCGGAGCGCUACAGGGACAACAACCACAUAUGCAACCUGGGUUCCGGAAUCGAGGAAUACCGCGUGUGGAAGACCACCCGCGUGUACGAACUUAUUGAAAAUCAUCAACGUCUUGUGAGGUUCAUUGCUCGUGAUCCUUGGACGGCACUUCCGAUACUGGAAAAGCCAUGGAGUACGCUUGAGGGCUUCAUGAGGAGCGUUAGAUGCUAUGUACGCUCCUAG